AACACUGCCGAUAGUUCGGCGCCAUAUUAGUUUUAUUAUGGGAAGAGAAGAGCUCCACAAUGGAGAACAGGAGGUGCACCGUCGUUGCCGUGGCUGAACUUGUGGAUGAUCUUGCCUUCUGUUGCGAGUGGUGCGGCAAGGUGUACAAGAGUCUUGUCCGCUACCACAAGCACAUUGUAUGCACCCACAAGUUACGCGUUCCGGAUCACCAGUUGGUCAACUGCUUCCACUGUCCGCGCAGCGAUUGCAGAUACCACAAGCAUGGACCCGGCGUACAGGAUUUUCGGCAAAUCGGGAAGCUCCGCCGCCACUACCAGGAGAAGCACAUGACAGGACACCAUUCGUGCGAGUCCUGCCAGAAGCAGUUUCAACUGAAGUCAUCGCUGGUGGCCCACAGAUGUCGGCUGAGGCAUUCAGCCAUCAGGUAUAGCCAGUCCGCCAUUAAUUUGGGGAGGCAUGUGUGCUCCGUCUGCGGAAAAGGCUACACGCAUCUGGGCGCCCUACAACUGCACCUCACCUGCAGCAAGCACGGAACACCAAAUACUCCGACGGAGGACCAAAAGGCUAUGAGGGACAAGGUGUGUCUGCAAUGCAAUGUCGACACGCAUCGCUGUAGUGUGAGAACCGAGAGAAGCUUUAAGUCCGAUCGGCUCAUCUUCAGAAAGUCUAGUCAGGACACCCACGGUAAGUCCAGCCACCUGCAGGCGGAAGACUGGCGCUUUCUGGUUGAAAUGGAGCAGCUUGUCCGCGGCAUUGUCGAUGGGACUGUGCGGGACCCUAUGUUGCUCACGGAACUCGCCUCACUGCUGCCGGCGCUUCAGCAGAUCCAGGAUUCCGAUUUAGAAAUUAAGUGAAAUUAUUUUGUAACGUCCAAAUAUAACAAAAUUUGUUGUUAUUUGCUGCUCAA
Drosophila mauritiana is the source of this 907-nucleotide messenger RNA. Its product is annotated as gastrula zinc finger protein xFG20-1. The coding region runs from base 60 to 854 and encodes 264 amino acids. The record is from RefSeq and is a predicted model, not a curated record. The transcript has a single exon. Lineage: Eukaryota; Metazoa; Arthropoda; Insecta; Diptera; Drosophilidae.